Penicillium waksmanii is the source of this 657-nucleotide messenger RNA. RefSeq lists its product as uncharacterized. The record is from RefSeq and is a predicted model, not a curated record. The coding region runs from base 1 to 657 and encodes 218 amino acids. The transcript has a single exon. NCBI's taxonomy places the organism in Eukaryota, Fungi, Ascomycota, Eurotiomycetes, Eurotiales, Aspergillaceae.
AUGUCAUUCUUAGCCACCUUGUGCGGCUGCUUCACUCGCAGCGACGCAACUCCACGACCCUCCAACCCGGAAAUGCAAAGUCGGGCUCCCACCCACGUCCGCAAUGGUGUUCAAACUGGCCAGUUUAUCCUCUCUGACGAGGGCCACUUCAUCCGAACAGAUCAUGGUCAUGGUCAUGGUCAUGGGCACGGCCCUCCGGCUGACUCGGAGGUUGGGGGCUAUGCCACCGUGGUCCCACUGCCACAAUACACUCCCCGCCCCAUGAGUGUAAACGAGAAGACCUUGGAGUCUCAUCUCCGGGAUCCUUCCAUGUCCUCUGGUUCCAAUUCCUUCGACCCGGACGAGAAGAAUCGUCAUCUAUACAAUGAGGAUCUCUCAUCCGAUGCCUCUUCAAUCAUCUCGUAUCCAAGCAGCUAUGGAAAUACCUCCACUGCGACACGAGAGACUCCUCCACCUCCAUAUUCUCCCCGUCAAUCGGCACAGCUGACCCGAACUCGAUCCGUUUCCCUAUACUCUAUGUCAUCGACGAGAGGGAUUACAAUCAAUCCACCGCCCAUGGCGAGACUGAAUGGAGCGCGUACUGGACCACCACCCCCAUCAGACGGCGAUGACCUAUCCAUUCGUCGGCACCGCCGGUUAUCCUGGGAAAGCCGGUGA